This is a messenger RNA of Sorex araneus (European shrew), 1632 nucleotides long. RefSeq lists its product as uncharacterized. The record is from RefSeq and is a predicted model, not a curated record. Bases 1 to 1632 code for a protein of 543 amino acids. The transcript is spliced from 4 exons. Lineage: Eukaryota; Metazoa; Chordata; Mammalia; Eulipotyphla; Soricidae.
AUGAGUUUCCCCGAUGAGAGGCCCUUUUCCAGAGUGAGUUAUUAUAGCUCUGAGGAUGAGGAACCGACAGGAGUAUUCCGAAGAGGCUCCAGAGCUCUUCGAGGUCGGGGUUUUGGCCUCAGCUUGGAGAUGGCCCACAGUGGCCAGGGUGAGGGCGGGUUCCAGGGCCCCUGGGGCUAUGAAUUUGAGACAGAAGCGAGGGAGGCAGUGCUUUGGGGAAGAGAAGAACGUCCUAGCACUGCCAUCGAAGAUGACGGUGGCGGCGGCGGGGGAGGCGACGACGACUACAACGACAACCAGGACGGCAAAGGUGACCCUUCGGCCCCUGCGGCCCUCUUUUCUCAAGAGUCUGCGACCACCGUCAUACAGCAGCUGCUUGACCGGGAUGCCUAUGGCGUCCGUAGUUUCUCGCCCCCACAGAGCUGCUCGGUCGAAGUGCCCUCCCGUUGGGUGGCCCGUGCUAGAGGUGCGCGCAUACUGAGCCGUGUAGAAGUGCCGAAGGCGUCAGUUGCCCCCCUCCGCGUCAGUGGGCCCGAGAGAGGGCGAGCCUGGCGGGUCCCUGAGAGAGGCUCCAGGGGUAGGUUGAGUGUCUCCGGGGAUUGGCGGUGGCCCACUGCAGAAGGCCUGGGCACGCUGCCUUCUGACACCGAGUCAUCCGAUGACGUCAGUGAGCUGCAGAUGGUGAGAAUGCGUAUAUACACAAAAGAGGUGGAUGCAGCCAGCGCCAGUAGCCCUGAGAAUGCCGGAGACUCGGCCCCAGCCUCAGGUUUCGUUGGUGGGGAGAGUCUGUGUUACAUGUCAGGAUCCUCGGUGCCCUACGCUGCCCGAGGAGCCCCCAUGGCGGUGGGGGGGCAGGCUGCUGCACGUCGGGAGACCUCUCCCGCCAAGCACGUGGCUGGUACGGUUUGGGGAAAGGGGCGGGGCAGGCCCAGCUGCUCUGGAGCUUGUCCUACACGCAGCCCGCCAGGGGCUAGGAAGAAGAAAGAGCUCCAAGACAGGAAGCACCUUGUGAGUCCCUCCAAAGUGGCGCUGGGGAGAAUCUUUCCUUCCUGGGGCCAGAGAGUCUCGGCAGUUCCUCCGGAACCUGCCAGCUUCCCACCAAUCGCUGGUGUGCCCCUGCUUGGGUCGGCCAAGAGGCUUCCCCAGGUGCCUCAGCCAACGAAACGGCCCAAGCCCACUGGUGCCGUUGGGAAGAAAUGUGUGGCCAGGAAGCCCAGGGAGCGUGAGCAGGUGACCGGAGAAGACAACGAUGCAAAUAGAAAUCCAGUCACCAAGGACCAGAAGCUUCCAACACACAGACCAGGACCAUCUUCUCAGAGUGUGUAUCGUAGAGAACGCAGCAGUGGCGGCAACCGUGACCUUAGAGGCCUCCGAGUUUCAGGAAUCUCUCUGCCUUUGGCCUCAGACCAGGGAUAUGCCUCAUCCAGAGGGCCUGCACGUUCAAGUGACCAGGAACCACCUGACCGUCCCUCGAGACAGGGAAGACAGCAGCAACUCCCUGGAGGACAGGGUUGCUCUCAGUGUGUUGUUCUAAAGGAGGAAAUAACCAACCUUAAGGAUCAAAUUGGUAUGAAGAAUCUCUGGCUGGGGCAGACUCACAACCGGGGGCGGACGCAGACAGCGGCUUCUUAG